Messenger RNA from Ichthyophthirius multifiliis, 1183 nucleotides. RefSeq names its product succinate dehydrogenase iron-sulfur mitochondrial precursor, putative. The transcript has 4 exons. Gene Ontology annotation, molecular function: electron transfer activity; 2 iron, 2 sulfur cluster binding. NCBI's taxonomy places the organism in Eukaryota, Ciliophora, Oligohymenophorea, Hymenostomatida. The record is from RefSeq and is a predicted model, not a curated record. Gene Ontology annotation, biological process: aerobic respiration; respiratory electron transport chain; tricarboxylic acid cycle.
AUGAUUAAUAAAUUCUUUACAAAAUAAGCCUCUUAAUUAGUAUAAAAAUCUAUCAAAAAUCACGGUGGAUUAGAUCGUUUAGCAUCUUCUGAUGAUGCCACAAAGGUAUGCUUAGAAUCAAUAGCUGGAACAAUUAAAGGUCUUUAAAAAGCCAAUUAUGUUGUUGAACAUAAUCCAAAUUUAACUGCUGAAGAAAAAUCUAAACUUAAGCAAUUCUUAGUAUAUCGUUUUGAUCCAUCAGAUCCUCAUGAUUAACCCAAAUAUAUUAGUUAUUGGGUAGAUAUUAAAAAAUUUUCUCCUAUGUUCUUAGACGCAAUUCUUUAUAUUAAAAAUGAAAUGGAUCCUACCCUUUCUAUUAGAAGAUCAUGUAGAGAAGGUAUUUGUGGCAGUUGCGCAGUAAACUGUGCUGGUCUUCAUACACUUGCAUGUAUUAAUGGAUUUGACAGAGAUUUAUAAAAACCUACAGUUAUUACACCAUUAGGUCAUAUGUUUAUUUUGAAAGAUUUAGUAGUUGAUAUGACUAACUUUUAUGCUUAAUAUAAAACUAUUGAGCCUUAUUUAAAGAGAAAAAAUCCAAAACCUGAAGGUGUUACUACUGAGUAUUUAUAAUCUCCUGAAGAAAGAGCUUUAUUAGAUGGUUUGUAUGAAUGUGUACUUUGUGCAGCUUGCUCUACUUCUUGUCCUUCUUAUUGGUGGCAUCCGGAUAGAUAUCUUGGUCCUGCUAUUUUAUAAUAAGCUUAUAGAUGGAUUAUUGAUAGCAGAGAUGAAUACACAGAUGAAAGAAUUGAAAGACUUUCUGAAGAUGUAAGACUUGAUGAUUGUUAAUAAAUCGGUAUGUGCUCUUUUACAUGUCCUAAAGGUUUAAAUCCUUAACUUUCUUUGAAAAACUUGAUGGAUAUGGUUAAAGAUUUUAGAGCUAGAAAGGCUGAAUCAGAAAUACUUUGAGAAAAAAUUUAUUUAGUUUUAAACUAAAAGAGUCAGAUUUAUAUAUUAUAUAUAGUUGGAUUAAAAUAUAUAUAUAUAUUUUUAUUUUAUUUUAUAAUUAAUUUUAUUUUAUAAAAUAGAUAUGCAUAUUUAUUAUAAAUUAGAUAUUAAUUACUUUUUUUAAGAUUUUAUAUAUUUAUAUUUUAUAUAUAUUUUUUAGUUUAUUUAUUAAAUAUAUAAACAUUUUAAAAUAAAAAAC